Oryzias melastigma (Indian medaka) is the source of this 1057-nucleotide messenger RNA. RefSeq lists its product as uncharacterized. Bases 168 to 827 code for a protein of 219 amino acids. Lineage: Eukaryota; Metazoa; Chordata; Actinopteri; Beloniformes; Adrianichthyidae. The record is from RefSeq and is a predicted model, not a curated record. The transcript is spliced from 5 exons.
GUUCAGUGGUUGCUAGGGCACAGGCUCCCUAACAACCAGAUCCCUGGAAAGGAAAAGUUGAGGUUUUCCGUCUUUAAUCUUCAAACUGCGUUAAUAGUUGGAUCAGAUGAUGAAGAUGACGCGUCCUUGCUGCGAAUCUGAGCCCGAAGCUGCGCCUUGAGAGAAUCAUGCCAUCUACCAAGGUUAUCAAGCCCAAGCCAGUGGAAGCAGCCAAGAAAACCACAGACAGACACAAACCGGGAAGAGCAACACGCGCCGGCGCCGCAGAAAGUGAACCCAAAGCGGCCGCUGUGCGUAAAACCCGCGCGUCGAGCUGCCCGAGGAGCGCGCAGCAGCUGCCGCGCGGCAGGAGCGACAAGGCCGCCAGCAGGAGGGAGGAGGUCAGGCCGAGCUGCGAAAGGAGAACCAGGUCCACCGCUCCCAAACCCACAGAGAACGGGUCCAGAACCAACCCGGACGCGCGCAGGGCGACCAGCACCGUGAGACAGGGCGCUGCCACGAGCGCGUGCCCACGUCAGAAGGAGCAGAAGGGCGUCAGAGAGGCAAAGCUGCCGGUUCAGAGUAACAAAGCCUUCACCGUCAUUCCACCAAACCCAAAGAAGAGAAGGGAGAUCCAGAAAAAGGCGGAGGCGGAGCUCGCUGCUUUGGAGGAGCUGCGUCUCAGCAGAGCAAUGACUUAUGUGUCCAUUGACCCCAGCAGUGUCGGUGGCUGCAUGAGUCUGGAGGAAGUACGGCUGAAGCAGCAGCAGGAAAUGAUGCAAGCCAAGAGGAAACAGAAACAGAUUAAGAAGCAGGUGGUGGAGGAAGCAUCUGUCCUGACGAGCUGACCAUUCUCUCAUCUCUGGAUCUGCUAAACAUAUCAUUCCAAUCAAACAUUUGUAGUCAGCUAUACAAUUAUUCAUGUCCAUAACUUUAUAAGGAUCACAUAUAUGUAUAUAUAUUUUUGUUUUGUACAUGUUAAUUAGUAAGCUGUGUUUUUGUGUUUUAUAUACACGUAUGUGGUGAUUUGUAUUGAUGACAUUCAUGGAGUAUAAAAUAAUAAAAUCUGUUUUCCACA